Symbiodinium necroappetens is the source of this 2136-nucleotide messenger RNA. The record is from the annotation of a GenBank genome assembly. Lineage: Eukaryota; Dinophyceae; Suessiales; Symbiodiniaceae.
GUUUCCUCAGCCCUACAGGAGCGGACUCAGACUGCACCCGCGGAAUCUCCAAGAUGCUCGACUUUCGGCAUCGAGCGAGAUGCCAUUGGAGGUGCUAUGUCUGUGAAGUUGGUAAGCUGGGCAGAACCCCUCAAGCUCACCCCUGUUCCCGUGGAUCUGGUGGAGAGGAAUGCAAAGAUUCUGAAAGAUUUGUACCAGUCUGCCAGGGUCCACCUGCCACCACAGAUGGAAUGGAUGUUUCUAGCCAACCUCAUCCAGCAGUACACGGGCCCUGUUGAAGAAAUCUUUGAUCAGGUGACUUUCUAUGAAUCGAAGCAACAGGUGUAUUGGAAGCAUCAUCUGAAGAAGUAUUUCACCACGAAACCCACCGACCCUGCAGUGCAUCGGUACACCCUGCUCUUCGCACACGGCACGAACUCAGGUGGCGCAGAGGGGAUUAUUAACUCCAGGUACUUGGCCCCUGCAACUCUUGCAGACGGCCCGUCCGCUGUAGGCGGACAGGAUGCUCAGCAAGCCUGCAUGAUCCAUGCGGCAGUACACUUCAAAAGGGAUCGGAAGUGGCUGCUUCAUUCGGACUUGACCACAGUCUCCAGCGUGGUCAUUGCAGUCAGGAAGCAGUUCCAGCCACGACGUGACAAGCUGGGGCGUCCAUUGUUUCACUUAGGUAUCCAAUCAUGUGCACAUGUCUUUGAGCUCGCAAGGUCCGUAGCUGUUCGUCAUCAUGUCGCGACGUUGGGAUUCUCGUUCGAGGACUCCUCUCAGGUCCCAUCGCAGAGGCAAUCCACUCAGGAAUGGGACACCACCAAGCUUUAUGGUUUGACAUUGCCGAAGCAUGUGGUUGUUUCGGGGGGCGUUUCUAACUGGGCUUUACGGCAAGUGGCACAUGGUCGCACAGUACAAUGGGAGAACUUUCGUUCGAGGCAGGAAGCAAUUUUCUGUGGUGUGAUGACGCGAGCUCUUCGCUCGGAGCAGGCGGAACAGGAAGGCUCGGAUUUCGUCACCAUUCUCAAUUCCUGCCAGAAGAAGUUCCAUCCUGAAUCUGAUUUGCAUGAUUGGAAUGCUCGUUACAACACCAUCAAGCGCCUUGCCGAUGAUCUAGUUAAAGAAUUUCGAAAGAAAGCCCCUGUGCAGGCCAAUCAAACUUUGCUGAUGAGACUUCAGAGCCUGGAGUCUGAGAAUGCUCGUUUGAAAGGUCUAGAAGAUCCAGACGGACCCUUCGACAAGGACUCUCAGCCUCUUGCAGCCGAAGCCACCAGCAUUCGCAAUGUUAACAGUUGGCUUGCAUCCACAGCUUUAGGCAAGGGCAAGAAUCGGGCGAUUGACACGGCAGUCGAUGAGGUCGUUGCAGCUUGUUCUAAACUGGACGACGGCCAGAAGAAACCGGUGGAUAGGAUCGCGGUGGAUUGGGGCCUUUCAGUUGGCCUUGCAGCCAAACUCAGCGAGAAGUGCUUGAUUCGAUUGAUCGCAGGUGAGGUUCGACGGAUCGUACAGUUCAUUGUUACGACAGAGAGAGUGAACUUUCCACCCUUGCAUCUGCCUUCAUUCAAGAUGGUCGAGGUCAAGAUCCUUCCAGCUUCUCCCUUGGCAGAUCUCAACUUGAAUGACACUACUUUUCUUCCAGAGAAGCAGUGGCAACGAACAGCCGACAAGGGAGCAGAUCAACAGGACCUAUCACGGCAGGUUUGGCGGGAUCUCAAGACCUUGACAGGUACCACGUUCAAUGUACUGUCUGUACAACAGGCCAUUCGUGUGAUGUGGCGUUCCAUGAUGAACCAUCAGGCCACAGAACCAGUGGUCAUGAUACAGCAGGCUCUCGAUUUUACUUUGAUGUUGCUUCAGGACAAGUGGGGACAACCAUGGCAGCAGCAAUCUGUACAGGUGUCUUUACGAAACAAGGACCCUCAUCUCAGAGUGUUUCGAGGACAACGCAGGUUUGCAGCUCGUCAGACCAAGACCCUACACUUAGAGGACCUUCCGUCUUUGGUAGCAGCUUCUUCCAAUGUGGUCACUUCACUUUUCGACAGAUACAAGGUGCAAGCAUGGGUUCAGCUCUUGCACCCGUUCUGUGUACUCUGGUGGCUUCCACUACAGAGUAUAUUUGGCUGCAUAGUUUUCGUGUCUUUGUGCAGAACAUAG